Messenger RNA from Mus musculus (house mouse), 2512 nucleotides. It is a transcript of the gene Lmbr1l, whose product is annotated as limb region 1 like. The coding region runs from base 523 to 1989 and encodes 488 amino acids. Gene Ontology annotation, cellular component: endoplasmic reticulum membrane; plasma membrane. The record is from RefSeq and is a predicted model, not a curated record. Lineage: Eukaryota; Metazoa; Chordata; Mammalia; Rodentia; Muridae. The transcript is spliced from 17 exons. Gene Ontology annotation, molecular function: transmembrane signaling receptor activity. Gene Ontology annotation, biological process: receptor-mediated endocytosis; signal transduction.
GCCGGGCCGGUGAACUCCCGGUCGGGUCGGCUGGGUCCCUGAGCCGUAAACAAAGCCGCCGGGUUUCCGUUCCUCGGCCGCUCGCCCCUCCCCCCGCCCCUUCUACUCCACCCCCGUGGGCGUUCCUGGCGAUGGGGGUCCUCUAGUGUGGAGCGUUUGAUCCUCUGGAAAAGGAUGGAUUUGCUUCGGGACAAGUUAGUGUGCGUGUUCCCCCUUAAAAGUAGAUGAAGGGCAACCAUGGUUGAUGUUGAAAUGAAGGGAGACUCGGUCACAUUGAGCAGUUAACCGGGGACAUGCGAUGGUGGCGCGAGGGGCGAAGGAAAAGUGGGAGCUGUAGUGGGUCCUCCCACUAAGGAAGAAAGAAGUCCUGUCCGACGAGAUGGGGUUGUAAGAAGUGGAGAUGGAGGAACACCGAGGUUUCCCCGCCUGUUUUCUCUCCCCUGUAGUAGUGGUUGUUUUCAUUCCUUCUGUGAUUGAAUCCUGGGCCUCUGGCAUGCAGCAUGCCAAACACAAGCCAAUACAAUGACACACACCCCGCACGACUUCCGGAUAAUUUGUUUGACACUCAGACUGGGUUUCCAGCCAUCCCGUAUCUCAAUACUUCUGUUUGCAACACUCUACAUCCUCUGCCAUAUCUUCCUGACCCGCUUCAAGAAGCCUGCUGAGUUCACCACAGUGGAUGAUGAAGAUGCCACAGUUAACAAGAUUGCGCUGGAGCUGUGCACCUUUACCCUGGCGGUCGCCCUGGGCGCCGUCUUACUCCUGCCCUUCUCCAUCAUCAGCAACGAGGUGCUGCUCUCGUUGCCACGCAACUACUACAUCCAGUGGCUCAAUGGCUCCCUCAUCCAUGGUCUGUGGAACCUCGUUUUCCUCUUCUCCAAUCUGUCCCUCGUCUUCCUUAUGCCCUUUGCAUAUUUCUUCACAGAGUCUGAAGGCUUUGCUGGCUCCAGAAAGGGUGUCCUGGGCCGGGUCUACGAGACAGUGGUGAUGUUGAUCCUCCUCACGCUGCUUGUGCUGGGCAUGGUGUGGGUGGCAUCCGCCAUUGUAGACAAUGACAAGGCCAGCAGGGAGUCGCUCUACGACUUCUGGGAGUACUACCUCCCCUAUCUCUACUCCUGUAUCUCCUUCCUCGGAGUUCUGCUGCUUCUGGUGUGCACUCCACUAGGUCUCGCCCGCAUGUUCUCUGUCACUGGGAAGUUGCUGGUCAAGCCCCGGCUACUGGAAGACCUGGAGGAACAGCUGAACUGCUCAGCCUUUGAGGAGGCAGCUCUGACUCGAAGAAUCUGCAAUCCCACCUCCUGCUGGCUGCCACUGGACAUGGAACUGCUGCAUAGACAGGUCCUGGCUCUGCAGGCACAGAGGGUCCUCUUGGAAAAGCGUCGGAAGGCGUCAGCCUGGCAACGGAACCUGGGCUACCCUCUGGCCAUGCUGUGCUUGCUGGUGCUGACGGGCCUGUCUGUCCUCAUCGUGGCUGUCCACAUCCUGGAGCUGCUUAUUGACGAGGCUGCCAUGCCACGGGGCAUGCAGGAUGCUGCCCUAGGCCAGGCCUCCUUCUCCAAACUGGGAUCCUUUGGCGCCAUCAUCCAGGUUGUGCUGAUAUUUUACCUGAUGGUGUCCUCAGUGGUGGGUUUCUACAGCUCUCCACUCUUUGGAAGCCUGAGGCCUAGGUGGCAUGACACAUCGAUGACACAGAUCAUUGGGAACUGUGUCUGCCUCCUGGUCCUCAGCUCAGCACUUCCUGUCUUCUCUAGAACUCUUGGCCUGACACGCUUUGACCUGCUGGGUGACUUUGGACGCUUCAACUGGCUAGGCAAUUUCUACAUCGUGUUCCUCUACAACGCAGCCUUUGCUGGCCUCACCACACUCUGUCUGGUGAAGACCUUCACGGCAGCUGUGAGGGCAGAGCUGAUCCGAGCCUUUGGGCUGGACAGACUGCCACUGCCUGUCUCUGGGUUUCCCCGGGCUUCUAGGAAGAAGCAGCAUCAAUGACCUCCAGCUGGGGGCUGAGAAGGAGAGAACUGGGCAGUGCCUAGGCCUGGCGGUGAGCCCCAGGGGGCUGCACCUCAGGACCUGGAACCUGAGAGUAGGUGACAGAGGGGACGGACCAUCUGCACUGUUGCUUAAUCUGAGCCAGAGUUUGGGACCCGGCUGGCCUCCUGCCUUUUCAGAUGUAGCUGUGGCCUGAGCAUCCAUCUGGUGGAGCUGGGGGACUCGCUCUAGUUCCUGGACCCAAAUACGUUUACACAUCUAUCUGCCUCAAUCCUGUUCCAGGCCAUGCCUGAAGCCAUGUUUACAUGAUUUGAUGUGCAAUAGGGUGGGUGGGACUUGGGGGGACUGGGCCAGGGGUAGGUUCUGGAGACAGGUCUUCCUUGCCUCUGGCCCAGAAGAGCCGAAGCACUGUGCUAUCCUGUGGAGGGCUUUGGACCACUGGAGAGACCAAGGGUGCUGGGAGGAGGCGGCUGCACCCACGAGCAAUAAAAUUGAUCCCAGGGUUUUCUUGGUUCUUUUGUAA